UUCAACAAUGGUAUCUUUGAGGCUCAGUUUUAAACUCUGCUCUGUCAAUUUUGCGCAAACAGCUGUCUCUCAAAAAUCUAUACAAUCUGUGGCGCGACCUCGUUUCCGGCUUUUGACGUUUGUCGAAUCGAAGUUGACUGAAAAUCUUUAUUGAUUGCGCUGAAAAGUAAUUUAUGAUACAAAACGAGCAGAGUUAACGCGGGAGUGUGGUGAUGUUUGAUUAGCGUUAAGUGAAACGCCUGAAGCGGGGUGUGAACCGCGCAGGCAGGCGCCGUAGCGCGGUUGUUAUAAGUUGUAGAGUUCGUGCUACUCGGGCGGGAUGUGCCAGUGAGCCCUCAGGGCUUUGGGGGCAGGCUGUCGGGGAUGGCAGCGGACACGGGCGGCGCGGCGCCGCAGGCGGGCGCGGGCGCUGGCGGCGCCAGCCCCGAGGAGACGCUGGAGUCGCUGCUGCGAGAGGCAGAGGCGCUCAAACAGAAGUUGGAGGAGGAACGGCAGAAGCUUAACGAUGUCACGCUCGCAAGUGUGGCUGAACGCCUGGAGGCCAUCAAUUUCCCCAACCUGAAGCCGAGGCGGGUCCUCAAGGGCCACCAGGCCAAGGUGCUCUGCUCUGACUGGUCACAGGACAAACGCCAUAUUGUCUCCUCCUCCCAGGAUGGCAAGGUGAUCAUCUGGGACGCAUUCUCAGCAACCAAGGAGCUGACUAUUGCUAUGCCCAGUACUUGGGUCAUGGCUUGCGCCUACGCCCCUUCAGGAAACAUGGUGGCUGCGGGCGGCCUCGAUAACAAAGUGACAGUGUUUCCUCUCGGAGAAGAAAACAAAGAAGAAGGCGCCACUCGCAAGCGCACCGUCGCGACGCACACUUCAUAUGUCUCAUCUGUUCUGUUCCCGCGCACGGACAGACAGCUAUUGACUGGAUCUGGGGAUGGUUCUGCUGCGCUAUGGGACGUGGAAUCGGGACAAUUACUGCAGACCUUCCAGGGUCACGCAGCCGACGUGCUGGCGCUGGACCUGGCGCCGUCCGACACGGGCGACACGUUCGCGUCCGGCGGCGCCGACCGCGCCGUGCUGGUGUGGGACAUGCGCUCCGGCGCCGCCGUGCAGGCCUUCGACACGCAUCGCUCCGACGUCACCAGCGUGCGCUUCCACCCGGGGGGAGACGCUUUAGCCACGGGCGCGGACGACGCGGCGUGCCGCCUGUUCGACCUGCGCGCGGACCGCGAGGUGGCGCGCUACGCCAAGGACUCCAUCAUCUUCGGCGUCAACAGCGUGGACUGGUCGCUGUCCGGCCGCCUGCUGUUCGCCGGCUACAGCGACUACACGGCCAGCGCCUGGGACGCCCUGCGCGCGCAGCGCGUGUGCGUGCUGUGCGGCCACGAGCACCGCGUGGCGCGCGUGCAGCUCGCGCCCGACGGCGCCGCGCUCGCCACCGCCUCCUGGGACUCCACGCUCAGGGUAAGCGGCCCUCUUGUACUGUGUGCGUGCUGUGCGGCCACGAGCACCGCGUGGCGCGCGUGCAGCUCGCGCCCGACGGCGCCGCGCUCGCCACCGCCUCCUGGGACUCCACGCUCAGGGUAAGCGGCCCUCUUGUACUGUGUGCGUGCUGUGCGGCCACGAGCACCGCGUGGCGCGCGUGCAGCUCGCGCCCGACGGCGCCGCGCUCGCCACCGCCUCCUGGGACUCCACGCUCAGGGUAAGCGGCCCUCUUGUACUGUGUGCGUGCUGUGCGGCCACGAGCACCGCGUGGCGCGCGUGCAGCUCGCGCCCGACGGCGCCGCGCUCGCCACCGCCUCCUGGGACUCCACGCUCAGGGUAAGCGGCCCUCUUGUACUGUGUGCGUGCUGUGCGGCCACGAGCACCGCGUGGCGCGCGUGCAGCUCGCGCCCGACGGCGCCGCGCUCGCCACCGCCUCCUGGGACUCCACGCUCAGGGUAAGCGGCCCUCUUGUACUGUGUGCGUGCUGUGCGGCCACGAGCACCGCGUGGCGCGCGUGCAGCUCGCGCCCGACGGCGCCGCGCUCGCCACCGCCUCCUGGGACUCCACGCUCAGGGUAAGCGGCCCUCUUGUACUGUGUGCGUGCUGUGCGGCCACGAGCACCGCGUGGCGCGCGUGCAGCUCGCGCCCGACGGCGCCGCGCUCGCCACCGCCUCCUGGGACUCCACGCUCAGGGUAAGCGGCCCUCUUGUACUGUGUGCGUGCUGUGCGGCCACGAGCACCGCGUGGCGCGCGUGCAGCUCGCGCCCGACGGCGCCGCGCUCGCCACCGCCUCCUGGGACUCCACGCUCAGGGUAAGCGGCCCUCUUGUACUGUGUGCGUGCUGUGCGGCCACGAGCACCGCGUGGCGCGCGUGCAGCUCGCGCCCGACGGCGCCGCGCUCGCCACCGCCUCCUGGGACUCCACGCUCAGGGUAAGCGGCCCUCUUGUACUGUGUGCGUGCUGUGCGGCCACGAGCACCGCGUGGCGCGCGUGCAGCUCGCGCCCGACGGCGCCGCGCUCGCCACCGCCUCCUGGGACUCCACGCUCAGGGUAAGCGGCCCUCUUGUACUGUGUGCGUGCUGUGCGGCCACGAGCACCGCGUGGCGCGCGUGCAGCUCGCGCCCGACGGCGCCGCGCUCGCCACCGCCUCCUGGGACUCCACGCUCAGGGUAAGCGGCCCUCUUGUACUGUGUGCGUGCUGUGCGGCCACGAGCACCGCGUGGCGCGCGUGCAGCUCGCGCCCGACGGCGCCGCGCUCGCCACCGCCUCCUGGGACUCCACGCUCAGGGUAAGCGGCCCUCUUGUACUGUGUGCGUGCUGUGCGGCCACGAGCACCGCGUGGCGCGCGUGCAGCUCGCGCCCGACGGCGCCGCGCUCGCCACCGCCUCCUGGGACUCCACGCUCAGGGUAAGCGGCCCUCUUGUACUGUGUGCGUGCUGUGCGGCCACGAGCACCGCGUGGCGCGCGUGCAGCUCGCGCCCGACGGCGCCGCGCUCGCCACCGCCUCCUGGGACUCCACGCUCAGGAUCUGGGCGUAAGCAGCAUUCUUCUCUUCCCGGUGUUGAUAUUUAUUCCAAUACGUAGUUAGAGUAAGCGGCCCCGGCCAUCGUGCAAUGUAACAUAAUAUACGUGUGUAGGACGGUCGGCGGUUGUGCCCAAAUGUCAGUCAAGUUAAAAAAAUAACACACGUAUAUCCCUUAAGUCCAUAGCGGCAACAUAUUUGACGUUAUACUUAAAACAAAAACGCAUCUCUACAAUAAGACUUACGGUUCAAAAUCGAGUGACUAGUAAGGAAUGUCAAAUGGUUUAAGGUUUAUUACAAUUUAAAAGUAUACCAAUGAAAUUGUAUACAAUAGUGAUCUAAUCAAGCUUUUCAAUCUCGUACCUUACUUAGGCAACUCAGCAAGCUUGUUGUCUAAACACGGUUCUCGACUGAAAAGCUCACUUGUAUUAAAUACUAUUAGCCCUAGCGUUAAAAUACUAAUGUACUUAAGAAAGAUUUAAGAGUCCUUAUUCCUACAGACGAGCGUAUUUUGUAAAAUUCUUCCUUUUUCAUUCAAGAUUACGACGUAACUAUUAGUAUUUAUUCAAAAACUGGUAACGUACUUAAAUAAUCGUUUCCUAAACUAGCGGCUCCAACAGUUCAAAUUUUCAUUUUCUCUUUUAAACCUCUUUUUUAAUGAGUUUUUUUGGGAGUCUUUUCCAAAUUUUCCAGUGAGAUGUGGCGUUUCGGUUCUCAAUUUUGCUGUAAACAAGAAUCAUUUGGUACAUGAAUGACUACAAUUUGAUUCAACAUAUCUCGUACGAGGGGCUGGAAUGAUGAACAAUCGAAGAUUCAUUUGAAAAAACUGAUAAAAUACCUUCCGAGUUUUCUUCAUUUUUUUGACGAAAACAGGGUUUUAUUAUAUUUUUUUUCCGCAAAUUGUACGCAUAUUUUGCUUUAAAAAUAAUAUUAUAGCAAACUGUAACUUUAUGUUAACCUAUAAAAAAAAAUCGUAACUAUGGGACCUACAUUGCCGUAAAUUUAUAUUUUUUUAAAACACGUAUAAAUCACGCAGCAGCGACGCCCCGCUCUCAGUCCGCGCGGAGCGCGCUUAGAGGACGGACCUGUGCUCGAUUGUCAGGCAUUCGUUGCGAUCGUAAUCAGCUACGGAGUUCCGAGAAGUGCUAUAUACUGCGAUUAGAAAAUCUUAAUAAAAGUUCAUUUUUUACAGUAUGCCUAACAGACUCGCUUAUUGAUGGAUUUUCAGUGUUACUUUUUUUUUAAUACUAAGUCGGUGGCAAACAAGCAUACGGCCCGCAUAUGUACGCCUGCAACUCCAGAGGAGUUACAUGCGCGUUGCCGACCCUAACCCCCUCCCGCCCCUCGUUGAGCUCUGGCAACCUUACUCACCGGCAGGAACACAACACUAUGAGUAAGGUCUAGUGUUAUUUGGCUGCGAUUUUCUGAAAAACUCAUUUUCACUUGAAAUUACGUUAGGGUUUGCAUUAUUAUUUUUGACCCGGAUGAAGUCCAAGUUCUCAUGAUGGAGUCAGGAGUUGGUCACCAGAACUCCUAAUCUACUAAUUAUAAUCCCAUCGUGUUUGGGCUCAAAAGAUUUGCCCUGACGAACACCAUCGAUCUAGAUGAGGUCCAGGGUCUCAUGAUGGAGUCAGGAGUUGGUCACUAGAACUCCUAAUCUACUCAUUAUAAUUCCAUCGUGUUUGGGCUCAACAGAGUUGCCCUGACGAGCACCUUCAAUCUAGAUGAGGUCCAGGGUCUCAUGAUGGAGUCAGGAGCUGGUCACCAGAACUCCUAAUCUACUCAUCAUAACUCCAUCGUGUUUGGGUUCAAUAGAGUUGCCCUGACGAGCACCAUCAAUCUAGAUGAGGUCCAGGGUCUCAUGAUGGAGUCAGGAGCUGGUCACCAGAACUCCUAAUCUACUCAUCAUAACUCCAUCGUGUUUGGGCUCAAUAGAUUUGCCCUGAUGAACACCAUCGAUCUAGAUGAGGCCCAGGGUCUCAUGAUGGAGUCAGGAGUUGGUCACCAGAACUCCUAAACUACUCAUCAUAACCUCAUCGUGUUCGGGCUCAAUAGAUUUGCCCUGACGAGCAUCAUCAAUCUAGAUAAAGUCCAGGGUCUCAUGAUGGAGUCAGGAGUUGGUCACUAGAACUCCUAAUCUACUCAUUAUAAUUCCAACGUGUUUGGGCUCAAAAGAUUUGCCCUGAUGAGCACCAUCGAUCUAGAUGAGGUCCAGGAUCUCAUGAUGGAGUCAGGAGUUGGUCACCAGAACUCCUACUCUACUCAUCAUAACUCCAUCGUGUUUGGGCUCAAUAGAGUUGCCCUGACGAGCACCUUCAAUCUAGAUGAGGUCCAGGGUCUCA
This is a messenger RNA of Cydia pomonella (codling moth), 5337 nucleotides long. It is a transcript of the gene Gbeta5, whose product is annotated as guanine nucleotide-binding protein subunit beta-5. Gene Ontology annotation, cellular component: heterotrimeric G-protein complex; cytoplasm. Lineage: Eukaryota; Metazoa; Arthropoda; Insecta; Lepidoptera; Tortricidae. Gene Ontology annotation, biological process: G protein-coupled receptor signaling pathway; G protein-coupled dopamine receptor signaling pathway. The transcript is spliced from 7 exons. The record is from RefSeq and is a predicted model, not a curated record. Bases 364 to 1575 code for a protein of 403 amino acids. Gene Ontology annotation, molecular function: signaling receptor complex adaptor activity; protein binding.